CAUUGGAUCAUUAACAUUAGUCGAAGCUUGGCAAUUCCCAAACAUGAUCCACUGGCGACUACUUUGCGCCCUGUUUGUGGGUCUGGCUAUAGCUUUACCGUUUCCAGUCGGCGGAGAGCUCCCGACCAAGUCGGCAGUCCAGUCGAACCAUCGCUUUGGCCUACGUCUAACCACUAAACUGGGAUUGAGCCAGCCAGAUGCAAAUGUGGUCGUUUCCCCCUUGCUGGUACAGGCGGCACUAAGUCUACUCUAUGCGAGAAGUUCCCCGGAUUCCGGAAGGGAGCUCCGCCAGGCCUUGGAGCUAACCCAUGCAAUCAGCCCCAAGGAAGCGGUUCAGGACAUCCAGAGUCUUUUAACGGAUCUUAAACAAUUGGCAGCUGUGGGAUGUCGCUUGAGAUUGCUCAGCGACUUUUACGCACAGCAACGAUUCACCUUCAACUUUCUCGAUGAAUUCGAGGUAUUGGCCUCCCGAAUGGGAGUUGGCUGCCACCGUUUGUCCUGGGAAAGUGCAUCGAAUGCCGCUCAGGACAUCAACUACUCAUUUCUCAGCCGCAGCAACUACAGCCUGGGGGAACUUGUUAGCUCCUCGCAACUGGAGUCCUUGGCCGAGCACAACACGCCUUUUCUACACGUCUCGGGGCUAACCUUCCGAGCACCUUGGGCACAGGCCUUCGACCCAGCUGAGACGACGAGCAUCAACUUCUUCGCCGGAGGAAAUAGACCCAGGUUGGUAGAUGCCAUGUUUGGCCAGCACCGCUACAGAUAUGCCGAGAUGCCCGCUCUGGACGCCCAACUCAUAGAGGUGCCCUUCGCCACCGCGGGUCUGAAAAUGCUCAUUGUGUUUCCAAAUCGGGCGGAUGGCCUAGCCCAUCUGGAGAAGAAGCUGGCACAGUCCGAUCUCCAGCAGCUACGGGGAGAGCUCCAGGAGCGCAAGGUGGCCCUCACCCUGCCCAAGUUAAGAGUUCUGGUCCACUCUGCACUGAAACCAACACUCGAAGAGUUGGGAUUGGCGAAACUGUUCACAUCGCAGAUCCAGCUGAGCGAGGUCUUCAGCUCCUUGCUGACUAGUUCAGCUCCUCCUUUGGGAGCGGUGGAGCAGAGCGGUCUUCUGGAGCUGCAGGAGGAAGGCGGCGAUGCCGGCGAUUCGUUUUCCUUCGGGGAUCUAUUCCGACGAGCCGUGCCCCUGGUCAUCAAUCACCCGUUCUUCUACGCCAUCGGCAAUGACAAAACCCUGCUGCUGGCCGGCCACAUCGUCGACAUCUGAGUCUCUCCCAUGCUUUUACCUAAUAUUCGAUUCCAAUGCUAGCUCUAACUAAGGUUAUCGCCUUAUCAGCCAAGCUCAAAUCUCUGGCAAAUAAACAGAAUCACCCGUGGCAAGCCAAAGGUGACAAAUGGUUUGUAAACACA
This is a messenger RNA of Drosophila subpulchrella, 1407 nucleotides long. Its product is annotated as serine protease inhibitor 42Dd. NCBI's taxonomy places the organism in Eukaryota, Metazoa, Arthropoda, Insecta, Diptera, Drosophilidae. Gene Ontology annotation, molecular function: serine-type endopeptidase inhibitor activity. The transcript is spliced from 3 exons. The record is from RefSeq and is a predicted model, not a curated record. Bases 44 to 1264 code for a protein of 406 amino acids.